Molecule: messenger RNA, 477 nt
Organism: Hibiscus syriacus
Lineage: Eukaryota; Viridiplantae; Streptophyta; Magnoliopsida; Malvales; Malvaceae
Product: UPF0047 protein YjbQ-like
Exons: 3
Coding region: 118-462 (114 amino acids)
Source: RefSeq, a predicted model, not a curated record
AGCCCGUUCGAAAUUCUGCUCUGCGUAUGGGCUUCUUCAGCUCAAUAGACAAUAGCUAGUAGCCGAGCCAUUUGAAAUAAGCUGGUUAGGUUACAACUUGGAGAGAGAAUCUAAAAGAUGCUGAUGCAAAGCUCAUCACUAUUUUCAUCGAAGCCUGCGUCGGUAAAAGCACAGUACAACACAUCCUCCGUCGAUUCCAACACCAUGGCUGCCACCGUCCCCGGCACGAAAUGGGCUCAGAAGACCAUUACUCUUCCUCCCCAUCGGCGAGGCUGCCAUCUUGUUACGUCCCAGAUAUUGAAGGAAAUCAGACCCCAUUUUUCUGAAUUUAAGUGUGGCCUUGCCCAUCUAUUCCUACAACACACAAGUGCUUCUCUUUCCAUCAACGAGAAUUAUGACUCGGAUGUUCGUGACGACACCGAGACCUUCCUCAACAAAAUAGUUCCAGAGGUACGGAGAUAACUAGAAUUUAAAAUU